AUGGACGAAUCGUUGACUACGGUGGAGAAGGUAAUAAAGUUGAACUAUUUGCUCACAGCCAAGGACUCAGCACUACUGGAAAAGGAGUUUCAGCACAUUGCCGAUUUUUAUUCCUUUGCUGGUGUGGAAAUUGUUGACUACCGCAUUACUUUUAAGACAAAGAAGGUGGUCUUCCUCAUGCGGAAUGGAAACAGUACUCCCGGCGAAAUUUAA
This is a messenger RNA of Peronospora farinosa, 213 nucleotides long. Lineage: Eukaryota; Oomycota; Peronosporomycetes; Peronosporales; Peronosporaceae. The record is from the annotation of a GenBank genome assembly.